Molecule: messenger RNA, 2597 nt
Organism: Prorocentrum cordatum
Lineage: Eukaryota; Dinophyceae; Prorocentrales; Prorocentraceae
Source: the annotation of a GenBank genome assembly
AGGAGGCGGUGAAGCGCUACCCCGAGGACAAGGAGCUCUGCAGGCUCUUCUUCCGGGCCUUCACGUCGCAGAGCGGCCCGGCGGACACGAGGUACGGCCUGGCCAAGUACAAGGCGAUCAUGCAGAAGGCGGCGAACCACCGACAGGAGACCGUGUUCGUGGAGCUGGACGACGUGGAGGAGUUUUGCCGGCAGGAGCUCGCCAAUACCGGAGCGGACCCGGACCGACAGCAGUCCCUCGAGAACCUGCUCCAGAGCAUCGAGAAGAACACGCUGCGGUAUAUGAGGUUCUUCUACGAGGCGGCGGACGCGGAGAUGCCGGAGCGCGACGCGGACUUCAACGCGGACUGCGAGGCCAAGGACGCGAUCAAGAGGUGGCGCGAGAGCAAGAUGGCCCAGCAGCGGCGGGAGGGCGCCGCAGCAGGCCCGCCGCCCAUGCCGCUGAGGCUGAAGAACGCCUUCGACGUGCGCUUCGUGCCGCGCUCGACCAACAAGUCCCUGAAGAUCAACGAGCUGACCGCGGAGAGCGUGGGAGCGCUGGUGCAGCUGGACUGCCUGGUGGUGCGCGUGGGGUCGGUGAAGCCGAAAGUGGAGGUGGCCACCUACCACUGCGAGGUCUGCGACGCCGAGAUCUUCCAGACCGUGGAAUCGGACCGCUACACGCCGCCGACCGAGUGCCCCUCGGAGAGGUGCAAGCAGAACCGCCAGACCGGCAAGCUCCGCUGCAACGUCCGGACCUGCCAGUUCGGCAAGCACCAGGAAAUGAAGGUUCAGGAGAUGUCCGAGCACGUCCCUGUCGGCCGGGUGCCAAGGUCCCUCGACGUGAUCCUGACCGGCGACCUCACCAGGACGGUGCUACCCGGAGACGCGAUCACGGUCACCGGCGUAUACCAGCCCAGCGUGUUGCCAUUCUACGUCGCCCGCAAGCAGGGAAGGACCACGCAGUCGAUGUACCUGGACGCCCACCACAUCAGGAAGCACAAGCACGGCUACAACGACGACAAUGCGGACAUGACGGACCUCUUCGGGCAGAUCGACGAGGCCCAGAAGCGGGGCAACAUGUACGAGGAGAGCGCCAAGUCCAUCGGGCCCGAGAUCUACGGGAUGCUGGACAUGAAGAAGGCCCUGCUCCUCUCCCUCGUGGGUUCCUUCACGAAGACCAUGAAGGACGGGAUGAAGAUCCGGGGAGACAUCCACACGCUCUUCAUGGGCGACCCUGGGGUGGCCAAGAGCCAGCUGCUCAAGCAGGUCGUCAACAUAGCCCCGCGCUCGGUGUACACCACCGGAAAGGGAUCCAGCGGCGUCGGCCUGACCGCCGCCGUCAUCCGCGACCAGCAGACUGGCGAGGUGACCCUCGAGGGCGGGGCGCUGGUGCUCGCAGAUAUGGGCGUCUGCUGCAUCGACGAGUUCGACAAGAUGGAGGAGGGCGACCGCACGGCCAUCCACGAGGUGAUGGAGCAGCAGUCCGUGUCCGUGGCCAAGGCGGGCAUCACCACCACGCUCAACACGAGGACGACCAUCAUCGCCGCCGCCAAUCCAGUGUACGGCCGCUACAACCCUUUCAAGUCACCUGUGGAGAACAUCGACCUCCCCGCGGCCCUGCUGUCCCGCUUCGACCUACUCUUCCUGCUGCUGGACACGGUGGACCCAGACAAGGACAAGAUGCUGUCGAUGCACGUGACGAAGGUCCACAGCUGUUACGAAAUGCAGAAGGCGGACGCCGAGGAGAAGGUCGGCGCCCCUGGCGGGCCUGGCGACGACGACGCCGACGUGCUGAACCUGGGCUUCAAGCCCUUCGACGCCACGUUCAUGAGGGCGUUCGUUCGCAGGGCCAAGUCCUUUGAGCCGCUGGUCACUGACGAGCUGAUGCGUGACAUCCAGGACGCCUACGUCCAGAUGCGGGAGGAUGAGAAGCGCUCCGACAUCGACAGCCGUAAGUCCUACACCACGCCGCGCACGCUGCUGGCCAUCCUGCGGCUGUCGCAGGCGCACGCAAGGGUGCGCUUCUCGAACAAGGUGGAGAGGCAGGACUUCGACGAGGCGAUGCGGCUGAUGAAGGCCUCGAAGGAGAGCGUCGAGCUGAGCGCGCCGGCCAAGCGCGGCGUCAACCCUGUCGACCUCGUGUACGACAUCGUUGCAGACCUCUCCAGGCGCGCCGACGGUGACGACGGCUGGGUGGACAUUGCGCACGUCGUCAGCAUGGCGGGGCACAAGGCUCUGGACCAAGAGAUGGUCUCGGAGGCGAUCGACAACUGGGAGAGCAUCAACGUCCUCUGCAGGAACCCCGAGAAGACGAAGGUCAAGUUCAUGGUCCCGUCGGCCUGAGCGGGCAGGCUUUCCCUGUGUGGUUGAGGUGCUGUGCUCCCAACCGCAGCUUCUCCCUCCUGGUCUCUCCUCUCUGUCCUGAGCUCGCCUGGCCUGCUGGGGCACGUCUGGCGCCUGCCGCGUGGGAUUGCAGCGGCAAUCGGGCAGGGUGCCGUGCCGCUGCGCGGUGUAGUUGUUUUUUCUGACGAGUGGAGGCCAGAGCGGCCUGCACUCAGCCGGGGGCUCGGCGACGAGCAUCUGUUUAUCUCUUGGGCGGUGGAGAGGGCAGCGGGG